Molecule: messenger RNA, 2231 nt
Organism: Gryllus bimaculatus (two-spotted cricket)
Lineage: Eukaryota; Metazoa; Arthropoda; Insecta; Orthoptera; Gryllidae
Source: the annotation of a GenBank genome assembly
AUGGCCGCCGACGUGCUGGAGGCGGCGGCGGCCGAGCUGGAGGCGGUGGAGGGCGGCGAGGUGGCGGUGGUGGCGGCGGCCGACGCUGAGCCCGCAUCGGGAGACUCCUCGGCCUCCUCUUCCUCCACUGCGGCAGUCGUCGAGAUCGAAGACCCGGAGGACUCGACGGCGCUUGAAAGCGAGCCAGAGGCGUCGAAGAGCAAGCGAACCAUCGCGUCCAUGUUGGGCUACGGGGCCUACACGCCCUACAGCGCCAACGCCCUCCCGCACGACCCCCCGCCGCACCACCAGCACCAGCGCUACCAGCAGGCCUUCCACCACGCCCAGCAACAGCAGCAGCAACCGCAGUACACCCAGCAGCAGCUGCAACAGUUGCAGCAGCAGCAGCAGCAGCAGUACCAGACGGUGCGCUACUACACGAGCAAGGCCGCGGCUGCGGCGGCCGCCGCGGCGGAGCAGGCCGCCGCCAGCGCGCCGAACGUUGCCGGCCGCCAGCCGCACUACCAGAUCCAGUACCAGUUCCAGCCGCAGUACCAGCACGUGCCACACUACUACCCGGUGGCGGCGCAGCAGCUGGUGGCCGCCGCCUCCGCCGCGCAGCCCGUCGUCUACCAGCACCCGGCCGCCGCCGCCGCCGCGCCCCACGCCGCCCCGCACGCGCUCUUCGGCGGGCAGCAGCAGCUGAUCCCGGUGAUCCUGGUGCGCGUGGCGGACCCCGCCCAACACGGCCUGGCGUCAACGGCGUUGCUGCCCGCCUCCGCCCUGGGGCUGCACCACGCCGCCGCCGCCGCCGCCGCCGCCGCCCCGGCGCCCGCCACCCUCAACCUUCAGGCGCUGUUCCUGCAGCACUACAUGCAGCAGCAGGCCCAGCAGCAGCAACAGCUGCAACACGUGCAGCAUGUGCCCGCCACCACCUACUACAUGCAGGACACGCCGCAGCUGACCCAGCAGCAGCUGAAGCAGCUGUACGCCCAACAGCAGGCAGCUGCCGCGGCCGCCGCUACAUCGUUGUCGUCCUCUUCAGCCGCUGAGGGCAAGAAGCCCAUUGCCGCCUCCGCCGCCGCUUCCUCCGCCUCCACCGCCCCUCAGAAGCCCCGAAAGUCCUCCAGCGUCUCCAUCGAGCCAGCGCACAACCUGGACAACUCGUACCAGCAGUACAAGUUCAGCAACUACAAGGACAAGAACUAAAUCGGCGGUACCGGCCGUCGUCUUCUACCCGGAAGUCAAAGUCAAAUCCGAUUUCAGAAGGCUUUGCGUAGAAGUCGCCCCAGGCGAAGUUCUUUCCAACUGAAUUCUUUGCAGGUGAAACAGAAACAAUAUCAUAAAAUAUUUUGGUUAAAAAAACAGUUCGGGGUUUCAUGCAGCAUCGUGCAAAACUGCCAGCUUUCGGAAGAUUCCACACUCAUCCAAUUUGGAUUUAACGAGGUGUGAACAAACGGAUGGUUUCUUUAAAAAAAUCCUGCAAAGAGGAUAUGAUUUUAUAAAAUGUUUGUGAAGUAUAGAAAUGGGUGAAGAACUACGAAUUUUAAAGCGUUAGUAAUGCAAGUCUUUUGAGAAAAAACUAUUUACACAUUUUCACAAGAAAUAGAACCAAUUGCAUUGGUUAAAUUGGGGCAUCUGCCUAUAAUUUAUUUUUUAAUGAAUGGAUGAACUAAAAGGGACCAACGGAAGGCAAAACCUGAGACGCCAAAAAUUAUACUUACGAAAAUGAUGCCUGAAGAAGUACCUGUCUUGAGUAAUUCAUUUCAUUGAUUAGUCAGCAUGUCAGAAUAAAAUGACAAUACUUCAUCAAGAAAUCUGUCUCUGUGCUUUACAUAAAAAUAAUUAAGAAUCAUGACAUACGUUGUCACAAAAAAAAAGAUUAGUUAAUCCAAGGAGAACUACAGGUCUUCAACAGUAUCAAAAGCUAUCUGACAGCCAUUAACCACAUCCUAAUGAAUCUCUAGCACAAAAAUACCUUUGUUCACAACUGCCAUAACACUUUAUUUUGUAGGUGAGUAAUCACCCUUUUAUUAUUUAGGAACCUUACUUCUAGCCGUCAAGUUUUUCCCUUGGAUAAACGGUGCCAUUACUUCAUCUGUCUAAUUCUAUAUUUAUUCUUUGUACAUAGUAAGCUAUUUUUCUAAUGCUGGAUUUUUGUUUUCGAAUCCAAACACAAUAUUUUUGUUAUAUCUUUUUUGUUUGAGUUUGUAUUUGUUAAGCUCUCAGUGAAUAAAUUAACUGGUGAGUUA